Paramecium octaurelia is the source of this 584-nucleotide messenger RNA. The record is from the annotation of a GenBank genome assembly. Lineage: Eukaryota; Ciliophora; Oligohymenophorea; Peniculida; Parameciidae.
AUGUUGGAUUAGCGUCAAACAUUAAGUGAUAUUAAAAAGCUUAGAAAUACUCCUUAUAUUUAUUACAAAUAAUACCAAUCUAUUGAUAAUAAUCAACAAUAAGAAACAAAAUAAGCAAAACUGAUAGCCAGACCUAAUGUUAGGUAUUUGAUUCAUCUAAUUGCUGAAUGUAGAUCCUCUCAUUUAUCAACAGACAUGAAAACCUGUCAAAAUGGUAACAAGAACAGAACAAAUUAAGGUAAUCAAGCCAAUAGCGUGAAAGAACCAAAACUCAAUCAAAUUAUAGGGCCUUCAGUCUAAAUUAAAAAGCUCCUUCUAAUUCCAAAAGUCAACCCGAUUUGACUGAUGACAAUGAAACCAUUUUCGUACCAUAUCGACAAAGAAACAUUUCCUAAAAUAGUAUCUCAAUUUCAUAUGAUAAUUCUAAUAAAAAACAAAGCUUUUUGCCAGCUAUGAAUCAUUAGGAUCCAAUGUUAUAAACCUUUGGAAAAUAAGUUAUCAUCCUCAAACCCAAGAGAUUCCCUACUGAGAUAUUUUAAGGAAAUGUGAGCAAGAUGAAGAAGCAAUUCUAAUAAAAUUAUUGA